AUGCCCAAACAGCAGCUGGAUGAAGAAUACCUUCGGGAUGAAUAUUCAAUUUCAUCUCUGGCUAUGAUUUGUCACUCUACGGAUCAUGGUUAUUAUUUUUCUGAUUAUCAAUUCUCGCAGGCUUGCCAUUCAAUUUCUCAUAUGAUUUGUCUAGUUCAGAAAUCAAGUGUUGCUAGAUUGUAUAAUUCUCCAGAGGUUUCAACGAGACUUGGAAUUAUCAAAGUAAAUUCAAUAUGGAAUGAACCUUAUAAUAUUGGUAAGAUGGAAAAGUUUGGAAAUGAUUUUCAAUUUAAAAAGAUAAGGUAUCAAUAUGCUUAUUCAACACCAUUCGUUGAGGCUCAUCCAUCGACAAAUAAUGGAACGAGAAAGGUCAUUGAUUUCUAUUGUUUGAAGGAUAGCUUUAAAUUCAUUAUUGAUUUGAAUCAGGAAAAUAUUUUUUAUUCGAGUUUGAAUGUUGAAAAGAUACCAAAAUUGUUGAGAAGUGAAAUAUUUUCAAAUUGGAAUAGCGUUAUUCCUCAGCAUAUUUUCCUUCACAAACCGAAUGAAAAUGAAUUUAACAAAAUGUGUAUGAUUGUUCAUAACGAACAGGAUACAGUACUGAAACCACUUAUCAUUAGAGAUGAAGGGUCUUUGGACGAAUUGAGGAAAUACGAUGUUAGAAUACAACCUCUUCCAUUGGAUUCAAACAACUAUCCAUUAUAUUGGAGUUUUUUAACAAGACUAGACUGUAUUGAUGAAAAUUAUCUGACCUAUAGUUAUCAAGAUGAAAAAAAUAAGAAGAUUUGUCACAUUAUUAGAAAAAUAUCUAUCCAAUACGAUGAAGAUACCAAAUUAUACAGCGGAAAAUUAUCAAAAUCUCCCUUACUGGACUUUUUUAAAUUUUUCACAGACAAUUCUAACAUUUCUGGAUCUUGCAGAUUGACGGAUAGUUGUUUCCUCUUUAUGCUUUGUAAAAAUGGACCUUAUUGGCACAGUGUUAAAUAUAAGGAUUGGGGGACAUUCACUCAAAAUGUGAAAUGGAUUCUAGUUGACCUGAAAAACUCAACAAUCAAAAAUAUUGAACCCUACUCUGGAAAUUUGAAGAGCUCACAACCAAUUACUAAAGUGGGUACUCUAGUUGAUGAUGAUGGAUUUGAAACUACCAUCAAGAAAAAGCAUAUCACUCUCAGAAAGAGUAGCACUGAAGUACGAACUGAGGGUGCCGAUUUCCUGCAUGUUGAUUUGGUGGCUUAUCAGCCUUUUAAGGGAUAUCCAGAGUUGGUAAAUGUGAUUUGUACUAUCCCAGCCUGUGAAACAAGAACUGCACAUAGUCAACCAAGGAAGGAAAGUCUCCACACAGUCAUCCAAGUUCACUAUUGCUUUAAAAUUCAUGAUGAAUUUAGACAAUUAUUCAAGGAAACUCCUAAAUCUUACAGCGAUAUUUAUUUGAGAUUUUGUUAA
Messenger RNA from Naegleria gruberi, 1440 nucleotides. RefSeq lists its product as uncharacterized. The transcript has a single exon. Bases 1 to 1440 code for a protein of 479 amino acids. The record is from RefSeq and is a predicted model, not a curated record. Lineage: Eukaryota; Heterolobosea; Eutetramitea; Acrasida; Naegleriidae.